Mercenaria mercenaria is the source of this 1365-nucleotide messenger RNA. RefSeq names its product complement C1q and tumor necrosis factor-related protein 9-like. NCBI's taxonomy places the organism in Eukaryota, Metazoa, Mollusca, Bivalvia, Venerida, Veneridae. The record is from RefSeq and is a predicted model, not a curated record. The coding region runs from base 3 to 758 and encodes 251 amino acids. Gene Ontology annotation, molecular function: protein binding. The transcript is spliced from 2 exons.
UUAUGUUGCGGUUUAUGUUAAUUAGAAACAUGACAUUAUUUCAUACUUUGUCCGUGUUUGUGCUUAGUGCUUUUAUAUUUUCGGACGCAACCACGAACGAACCGAUAUGCUCAAAAUUUCAAUAUGAGGAACAACUACUAGGAAAGAUGGUUCGAUUUGAAGCUAAAAUGGAAAAGUGGGACGAAGACCUAAGACGAUUUGAGGAAACUAUGUUGUCUAUUUUAGACCGUCGUAGACAGGAAAUGAAAAAGUCACUCGAUCAGCAGAAUGAACAACUUGAAAAGGUUUCCAAGGAAAACAAGAAAAUACAGGAAACUCUUAGAUCUCAUACAACAGAGAGAUCCGACGCCCCUAUGAUAUCAUUCAAUGCAUACACAGCAACAGGCGGGAGCUAUCCUGAGAAUGGGGUCAUCAAAUUUCCUCAUGUUAUUUUAAAUGAAGGAGAAGGGUAUAACGCGACGACUGGAUAUUUUACGGCCUCACUUUCCGGCCUGUAUCUGUUUACAGCGCACGCAUGUCACCAACCAAACAAGUAUAUGGUCUUCUCCAUUGUCAAAGGAAACAGCACAAUUGCACUUAGUACAGUAUAUGAAAACUCUAGCGUCACGUGCGGUACGGCUGUUGCACCAGUCAAACUGGAAGUGGGUGAUAAAGUGUGUGUACAGUCACCGUACACCGCCAGCCAGAUGUUUACUAACAUACACAGAUGGCCGUCGUUCACUGGUGUUUUAUUGCAUGGCAUCCAACGAAAAGCAUGAAACACAAUUAAUGAAGUGCAAUGUACCUAAUAGUAUGUGAUUUAACACAAUGACUUUUCGUCUGUCCUUGUUUACUAAUAUACACAGAUGGCCGUCGCUCAAUGGUGUUUUAUUGCAUGGCAUCCAAAGAAAAACAUGAAACACAAUUAAUGAAGUGCAAUGUACCUAAUAGUAUGUGAUUUAACACGAUGACAUUAAACGGUCACAUGCAUUACACUUUCAUACAACUCUGUCCUUCGUUAUAACUCUUCUGCAAUUGUAUUGUGUCCUGAUGCUGUAUUAUAAGCUUCAUUAAACUUAAUGGUCUGCAUACAUUUGUGAAAUUAAACCUCUUUUGAAGCGACAAGACAACGUAACAUAUGUAAUAUUUUACGUACCAGUAUAACUUUAUGCUUCUCUUUAUCUUGUUAUACAUUUAUUUUGUAAAAGUAAUUUGCAUAUAAGCUAGUUGAGAAUACUUUCACUAAUGUCGGCAGUGGUUGUGGUCCCAUCCAGAAACUUGUAUAGAAAAUAUACAUUUAUGAAUUUAUGGAAUAUAUACAAUAAAAUAUGUUUUAACUAAAUUAUACAGUUUUCUGGACUUUGGUCCUUAAAGGAAUUGAUGUAA